Truncatella angustata is the source of this 3545-nucleotide messenger RNA. RefSeq names its product kinase-like domain-containing protein. Gene Ontology annotation, biological process: protein phosphorylation. Bases 182 to 3211 code for a protein of 1009 amino acids. NCBI's taxonomy places the organism in Eukaryota, Fungi, Ascomycota, Sordariomycetes, Amphisphaeriales, Sporocadaceae. The record is from RefSeq and is a predicted model, not a curated record. The transcript has 2 exons. Gene Ontology annotation, molecular function: protein kinase activity; ATP binding.
CCCAAACCAAGAGCUGGCACACCGGCGUCACCGGCUGUUCAUGUUUCGAGAGCAAUGAUAAAUGGGCUGUAUGAUAGGGGCUAGGGCAUUCACACGAUAAUCAAGGGUCACAUCCUUCUGUUACCAGAGGUUGCUACGCGAAGCGUGUGCGGCGCAGGUGCGCAGCUUAUUUGUGGGCAUCAUGUUUUCCUCCUUGAAGAGCAGCUUCACUUCCAACAUUACGAGCAACUACUCGAUCGCGACCAAUCUCACUUCGACCGCCGGGCCAUGGAAGAUAUACGAUGCGACCUCGAAGAAGACCAAGAAGCCAUAUUCGUUGUUCGUGUUUGAUAGGAAGUCGCUAGAUUCUCACGGCAACUCGCUCGGCCGGUCAAGUGCGUCUGCAUUCAAAAAGGCCGCCGAGGAGGUCGUGGAACGAUUAAAAAAGGAGGCAUCAUCUCUAGCCAGGCUACGGCACCCGAGUGUGCUGGAAUUGGUAGAACCGGUCGAGGAAACACGAGGAGGAGGCCUGCAAUUUGUAACUGAAGCUGUGACCGCAUCCCUAAGCAGUUUACUCGCUGAGAAGGAUGACCAAGAAAGAUCUGGAGGUGUUGGAGGCAGGGCCAGCCGCUACGUCACCGAAGAUGCUGAUGGGACGCGGCGCAGGAGGGAGCUCGAGAUCGAUGAGCUAGAGAUCCAAAAAGGCCUACUGCAAGUCAGUAAAGCUCUUGAGUUCCUGCACGAGAAUGCUGGACUGGCACACGGCAAUUUGACACCAGACGCUAUUCUUGUCAAUGCCAAAUCAGAUUGGAAAAUCAGUGGACUGGCAUUCUGUAGUCCGCCAGAAGGAUCUACUAAACCCACGUCGGUACAACCCAUCAGCUUGUCGGAAGCACUCAAUUUGGAUCCGCGAUUGCCCAAACAUGUACAGCUGAAUCUCGACUAUACUUCCCCGGACUUUGUUCUAGACAACAACCUUACCACGUCUGCAGAUAUGUUCUCACUAGGACUUCUAUGCGUCGCACUAUACAACUCGCCACACCAAUCCCCUAUUGAAUGUCACUCCAGCAUAUCAACAUAUAAACGCUUGUUUAACUCGUCUUCCACGGUUCCAUCCGCUUCAAACCAAUUCUUGUCAAAAAGACCCUUGCCGAAAGAGCUAGCAAACUACGUACUGCCACGCUUGAUAACACGGAGGCCCGCCCAACGUAUGACCGCCAAGGAGUUCCAGGAUAGCGAGUACUUUGAUAACAUACUGGUGUCGACGAUACGGUUCCUGGACUCGUUUCCAGAGAAAACGCCGAACGAAAAACAAUCUUUCAUGAGGGGAUUGAACAAAGUUCUGCCAUCGUUCCCGAAGUCCGUAAUGGAACGUAAGGUUCUGCCCGCCUUAUUGGAAGAACUCAAAGAUCGGGAGCUGCUGUCUCUAAUCUUACAGAAUAUCUUCAAAAUCAUCGAGCUGCUACCUUCCGGCAAGCGGUCGUUUAGCGAACUAGUCCGACCAAAGUUAAAGGAGAUAUUUGUCACCAAUGUCAAAAAAGAGCAGGCACAAGAAAAAGAUCCUGCCAGAGAUGCUGGUCUCAUGACGGUUCUCGAGAACACCGACACGAUUGCCGCCAAUUGCUCUGGCAAAGAAUUCAAGGACGACAUAUUGCCAAUUCUGAUGACAGCCAUCGAGUCCCCUACCCCUGCUUUGGUGGAUGUAGCCAUGCGAGGACUCCCUGCUAUCUUGCCGAUAUUAGACUUUAGCACCAUCAAGAGCGAGCUGUUCCCAAUUAUCGCCAUGGUGUUCAGUAAAACAAACAGUCUUGCUAUAAAGGUUCGGGGGCUACAAGCCUUUGUCGUACUUUGUGGUGGCUCGAAUGACCCGUCAGGUGGCAGCGAUGGCCUUGAUGGCUUUGGCGUUGAAAAGAAGAAAAAGACUUCGUCAUCUAGUGCGCUUGACAAGUACACAAUGCAGGAAAAGAUCGUACCCCUGAUCAAAGCGAUCAAGACAAAAGAACCCGCAGUUAUGGUGGCAGCAUUGAACGUACUGCGAAUAGUUGGAGAUGUCGCCGAUGCCGAUUUUGUGGCUAUGGACAUCCUGCCUAUCCUCUGGAGCAUGAGUCUGGGUCCGCUGCUCGACUUGAAGCAAUUCCAGACCUUCAUGGAUUUGAUCAAGUCACUAUCCAGACGAGUCGAGGACGAGCAAACUAAGAAGCUACAGGAGCUCUCUGGAGGGGCUACCAACGGCAAGGCACUGGAGAACGAGGAUUUCAUGGCAUUUGGAGGAGUCACCGGGACACAAUUCGAAUCAACAAACGGCGCCACGGUUGAUGACUUUGAGCGCCUGGUCAAAGGGAAAGCCACAGGUGCUCUGGAUUCGAGUAACCCCAUGGACUCGAAUGGUUGGGACUCGGCAGGCCCUGCAAGAGCUGCCUCACCACGUACAGGUGCGAAAUCACCUACACCUGCAUUCUCGUGGUCUACGCCCAGCCCCACAACCGCAGCUCCAGGGGCAACAGGAGGCUUGGGCGCACCUCCCAAGCCUCAAUCCUCUUUCAGGACGGUGACUCCAGACUUGGCCAACUUCCAGGCACUCUCACCACAAUCGACCCAGUACUCCCAACCUCUGCAGCCAACAAGUGCUCUCGCCAGUCCAGCUACAGCAGCUCCGGCCAAUCCUUGGGCCGCGCCGGCACCCAGUGCAGCAGUCGCAAACCCUUGGGCCUCUUCAGCAGCCAACAACCCAAUGUCCCCACCAGUAACAUCCAUGUCUAGCAUGAGUCUGAAUCAGCAACGGCCGCCCAUGCAGUCCAGCCUGUCGUCCUUCUCGCUCGCGCCCCCGCCAAGCUCCGGCAGCACUCCGUCCGGGUUCAGCCUUCCCAAACCCCCCGGCGGACCUCAGAUGGGCCAGAUGGGACUGACGACAUCAUCGUCAUCAUCAUUCGGCCGAACGUCGAGCUUCGGUAGCAUGAACAACACUAUGGGCGGCAUGAACAGUAUGAACAACAUGAAUUCUAUGAUGGGCUCCGGUAUGGGUGCGAUGAAACCCAUGAACACGGGAGGCAGCAUGGGUAAUAUGAGCAUGAACUCGAUGGGUAGCAUGAACUCAAUGGGCGGCGGCAUGAGCAAUACUAACAUGGGGAUGGGAAUGGGAAUGGGUAUGGGAGGCAUGAGCGGGGCACAGCAACCGCCACCGCAGCAACAGAAUCAGAAAUCGGGGUUGGACAAAUAUGACAGUCUAAUCUAGACAGGUUGACGCCUGUCAUGGUAGGGGGCAUGAGGAUAUGUGAUGAUAUGAGUCAGGUGGGGGGCUUACCAUUUGGAAGUGGAAUAGAAAUUUAGGUAGAUUUGAGCCGAGAGAUGACCAGCGAAACUAUAAUUAUCACUCAACCCGCUCUAUCUACCUACUGUUGUUGCGCAAUCGAGGGACCACCCGCAAUGGUGUGUGCAUUCGUGGAUAUCACUACAAUGAUCACUGAAAUCACUACCAGAUGGUCACUACAAUAGGUUGUGAGACUAUACAAGUAGUCAUUCUCCCUGAGAAACUAUCUAUCCGUGUCCGUAGCAGUGUCCAGUUCCUG